Messenger RNA from Meleagris gallopavo (turkey), 4198 nucleotides. Lineage: Eukaryota; Metazoa; Chordata; Aves; Galliformes; Phasianidae. The record is from RefSeq and is a predicted model, not a curated record.
GAGAGUGCGUCUGUGUAGUUCUUCAUGCAGUUAUGAGGAGUCACCUUCAGACUUUUGUGACCAGAAGAAUUCCUUGGCUGCAGUAGGAAUAAUCCAAUUUGCACGUAACUCAAGUCUCAGCAGUUAAGCUUGGCGUGCUCAGCUCCUGUGCCCUUCCUCUGGUCCAGACUCGUUUCCUUGCCUCCUCCCCUCUGUGCCUGCACUGUACAUAAUGACACCUUCUUACUGACUGUUUGUGAGCCUUUUUCUAAAGCUGACUUGAUGCAGAAGUUUUCCUGCACAGAUGAGGUGGCUCAGAGAAGUACAGGAUGUGAAUGCUCUUUGCCUUUGUCCUGAAUCCUUCUUUUUACCCGAAUUUAGAUCAGAGAAAGUGCAACAUUGACCAGAGAUGUACUUGAGCAACAUUUUAAUGAUUUAAAAGGGACCCUAAAGAAGCUGUUGGAUGAGCGACUGAUGUCACUGCUGCAGGAAGUGGAUACUAUAGAACAAGACAGCAUCAAACCGCUGGACGAAUGCCAGAAGCUAAUAGAGCAUGGAGUCAGCACAGCUGAUGAUCUGCUCCGGGAAGGAGAGAGUGCAAUCUGUGGAGAUGUGGAACAACAUAAUGAAAAACUUUGCAGCUUUACAAAAAAAGCUUUACAUAUUCAGCUAGAUAGCUUACCAGAAGUGCCCUCCUUGGUCGAUGUGCCUUGUUUAUCUGCCCAGCUGGAUGACUGUCUUCUUACUAUACUGAGAAAUCAGAUAUUCAGACAUGGGACUGUAGCCUCUCGCCCACCUGUACAAUUAGAGGAAUUUGUUGAGAAGCCUGGAGGCAUUUUAGUCCGAUGGUGUAAGGUGGAUGACGACUUUGUACCACAAGAUUACAGACUGCAGUGUCGUAAGAGCACUGCCAGUCACUUUGAAGAUGUGUAUGUCGGCUCAGAGACAGAGUUCAUAGUGCUGCACAUUGAUCCUAACGUUGAUUACCAGUUCAGAGUCUGUGCCCGAGGAGAUGGACGGCAGGAGUGGAGCCCAUGGAGCGUUCCUCAGAUCGGCCGCACCACGCUAGUUCCCCACGAAUGGACAGCUGGCUUGGAGGGGUACAGCCUGAGCAGCCGAAGAAACAUCGCACUUCGCAAUGAUUCUCAGUCAUGUGGUGUGCUCUACUCCAAAGCUCCUACUUAUUUCUGUGGGCAAACGUUAACAUUCAGAAUUGAAACCGUGGGGCAGCCUGACAGACGGGACAGCCUGGGAGUGUGCGUGGAGCAGCAGAAUGGCUACGAUUCUCUGCAGCGAGAUAAAGCUGUGUGCAUUAGCACAAAUGGAGCAGUAUUUGUAAAUGGAAAAGAGAUGACAAACCAACUGCCUGCCGUCACUUCUGGAUCGACUGUGACGUUUGACAUGGAAGUUGUGCAGCUGGGGCCUCCCAGCACCGAGGGGGGAAACUUCAAGCUGAGAGUAACCAUUAGCUCUAACAACAGGGAAGUGGUCUUUGACUGGGUGCUGGAUCAGUGCUGCGUCUCUCUGUAUUUUGGAUGUUCCUUUUCAUACCCAGGCUGGAAAGUGCUGGUGUUUUAACAGCUCAGGAGAGUGAAGAUUCUCGCUGUAGUGCGUGGUAUCACAGCCUGGGCUUCCAGCUGUUUUAUAUCAAUCUUUCUACUACUUGAACUCCACUAUAUUGUACUCCUGCUGGAUUCAUUUCAAAAAAUAAUUGUGAAACAGUGGAUUUGUUACUCUGGAAAAGGUUGAACAGGCAGUUACAUAGACGAUUUAAAGCAAGUCCAUAAGACUUCUAUUUUUUUUUUUCCUUCAGACUUGACUUUUUUUAAAUCAGUAUUUCGUUGUACUCUAGGCUCAGGGUACGCUUAUUGUAUGAAAUCAACUUUGCUUAAUGCUGCUGUUCUGUGAAAUAAGCCUGUAAACUUUUAGGGAGUUGGAGGUAAUGGACCAAAAGUUGUAUUUAUGCCACCCCUAAAAAGAGCAGAGUAUUUAGAGCAGCGAUGCUCUGCUAUGCUUCCUUGUAUGCAAUGCUGCCAUCAUAAUAAGGACAGACAGCAGGUCCUGCAGGCCACAGCAGUUUCUUCUAUGCACGGUACUGUUCAUUCCUCCAGAACAAGGAUGUCUGAGCCAUGGUGUUUGUUCAGAUAUGGAGCUAAUCUGUUCAACGUCUCACUCAUGUGCCUUAUUUCCAGGUAUUUCUGCAUUGUUUUCUGUACUGUCACUUGGAACGUGGUUUCUAGAGUAGAUCCACAGUGAUGCUUACAUCCCCAGCUUAAUGCUGACACUUGUCACAUGCACCAACACCUACAGUAGGACAGUUACCUUAUCUGGUCUGAAUGUCUUUCCUAGUUAUACUUUGUAGCCUAAUCUGAGCAAAUCUUGGGGUUUUGGUACUUUUGUAUGACAGGUAGAUGGAAGGAAGCUGUGAUUCUUCACAGAGCCCUGCACAGUGCAGAGGCCACUUCCUUUCUAUUGGACUGAGCAGCUGUUCCCACGUGUGGGAUUCCCAAAGAGCCCGUUGAUGACCUGCACACACCGUGUGCUCAGCUGCUCCAGGCAGGCUGGGGCUGCAGGCAGAGCCCACGGCACAGACUGAACCUGGGGCAGUCAGAGCAGAGCAGAUGGUGCCAAAUCUUUCUGUAGUAGAGAUGCAGGAUUAAUUUAAACUGUACAUAAAAUUACCAGUAUUCCCCAUAAGUAUCAAAGAAGAUUUAUAAUGAUGAGCUUGUCAUACAGUUAUUCUUUGGUCAAAAGAUGGAAUUGUGAUACUACUGGAUUUAAGGAGUAUUUUUAAAUAAUGCUCAUUGAGGACCUUAAAGCAGACUUUCUUACCUCAAGUAUGUGAGAUUAGUAAUAUAUAUAUAUUUUAGUAACACCUAGACAAUCAUUCUGCCCUUUUUUCUUCAGUUUCAACAUGCCAUAUUGCCCCUCAUGCUAGCAUAAAUGGAUUGGACUGGCAUCCCCCCUAUUUGCACCAUCAGUACAAAGAGAUCAGCUGUCCUGCCUGCGUUUUUCUGCUAACAUCUGCGAUAGGGAACUGCAGAAAAGGAGAAUGGUGGCUGGUAAUACAGCUUAGAAAAACCUGUUUGAUUCAGAUAGAUGGAAAGUGGAGGUGGAUUGGAUUUUACUAUUAAGCAUGGAAGAGUGGACACCUGCAGGUAAGACUAAUCUGUGCAAGCAAGGAAAAGCCUGCUGUAUUUUGUCCACUUCUCAAGCAAAACUAUUUCAGUGUUAGGGAGUAGAAAGAUACUUGCAUGUACUUCCAGUAUUCCUUUUCACUAGUGUGAAGAAUGUUGCUAACAGUGCUGCAUCCCAUCUGCCAUCUCAGAUGUUGUUCUUUUGCUGUAGCCACAACAGUUGAGCAGAUGUUCCAGCUGAGUCAGUGCUGCUCAGAGGCUGGCAGUGCUGCAGUCGCAUUCAGUCGUGCUCCAGUGAAUCGAUUCGGUAACUUCACCUGCAAGAGUUCAUGGGUCAGGUACAAGUUCUAAGUCAGUGCUGUUACUGUUUGAAAACUAAAAUAGCAGAUAGCUACACUUGUGAGGAGCCAGCAGCUCAGGUACCUUCCACCUGCUUUUUGAGGGUCCACUCAGACUUGCUGCUGCUGCUGCUUACCAGCACUGCGGGACAUAAAGCUCGAGUUCAGGUACUUCCAGAGAUGGGAAUGCUUCAUUUGUUCAGAAUAAUAUUAGCAAGCAGCUUAAGAUAACUGUGAAGGGCUGUCCCAGGACAUCCCUACUGCUCCCCUUGAGAGCUGAGGAUGGGAAGACAAAGUAUUUGUUCUGACCUCGGUUUUUCGCUCCUCGUGACCAGGGGCAGCAUCCCAGUAGUGAACUUUUAACUGGGAGUAAGACCAGCUGCCCAAAUGAGUAUUAGGUACUGCUCAGCCACCUCGUAGAAGCUGUACUUGAACCUGGGAAGGGUGAAGAAUCCCAGGACAAGAGAGCUGAGUAAUUACACAACAAAGUAUCCCAAGAACCAGAAGAGGCUUGGAUUAAAAAGGUUGAAGUUCUAUUCUUCCUCAGCAGAGUUCAGCUAGAUGGAGGACUGGGCCCUUCCUUCACAGCUUUGUCACCUCCAGCUAUUGGAGCCUUGCAGGAGAGAGAGUGAACUGCUUGGGAAGUCCUGGAAGCGUUUUUGAAGCUCGUACGUUCACUUACCUCAACUAAGAUGUUUGUGUCAAGUGAAAUUUGAUUUUUUUUAAAUAAAGUUUUAUCCCACA